GUUUACACUUUUCAUACUCAACCACUUCCCUAUGUAAGGUUUUCACGUUCAAGCACACUUUCCGACACCCCAAGCAUGAAGAAAUUCCUCCAGAAGCUGGGAUCCAAAAACCAGUCCCGCUCUCAUGACGUACGCCAAUCCGAUGGCCCGUCAGACGACUCUCCUCAACCCGUACAGCGCGCUGUCCCCGGGAACCAGCAAGUUUUAGCAGCAGCUUCAGGAACACUGAACAUUGCCCUCCAAAAUCGAACUUCUUCAAAUACCGUGUAUGCCUACAUCACUGGAUUGGCUCUCAACAAGAACAACGCCCCGCUUUUCAUAGAGUCCGAUGGCAGAACGAUAUACUAUCCCACAUCGCCAUCCGCACCUGGGGCAUCGCUCGCCGCGAACUGUGCCAUUCGUCUUGGAGCUCCAGGAUCCACCACCACCGUCAAUAUCCCCAAGAUAGCAGGCGGCCGCAUCUGGUUCUCGGUAAACGCACCACUCGUCUUCAAAAUCAACCCCGGCCCAGCGAUUGUGGAGCCCUCCGUGACCAACUUCAGCGAUCCGAACAUCAACCUCUCGUGGGCUUUCUGCGAGUUCACCUACAACGACUCCCAGCUCUUCGCCAACAUCAGCUACGUCGACUUCGUGAGCAUUCCCGUCUCCCUCACUCUUACCGACACCGGAAAUGGCACUCAGCACAUCUCCGGCAUGCCCUCCAACGGCCUCACCACAGUUAUCGACGACCUCAAAGCCCAGGCUGCCAAAGACCACCAGCCCUGGGACCAGCUAGUCUAUAGCCACAACGGCGCUCCCCUCCGCGUUCUCAGCCCUAACAACCUUCUCGUCACUAAUCCCAACGCCUUCGAAACCUACUGGACUCCCUACAUCCAGAGCGUGUGGUCUAAAUUCUCCACCGCAGACAUCCACAUCAACUCCCAAGCCGCCUUCGGCACCCUAUCCGGCAAGAUUUCCAACCACCAGCUGAGCCUUGGCGCCGCAGGGUCUUUCGCGCAGCCCUCCGCUCGCGACAUCUUCACUUGCAGCACUGGGCCGUUUGCUACAGGUUCGAAUGCUGAGCGCAACACGGUGAUUCCGAGGCUGUCGGCGGCGUUCAAUCGCAGCACGCUGCUGUUAUCGGACACUUUCCCGAAUGGAGUCGAUCAGGCGGAGUAUUAUCAGAACCCGAUCACGAACCAUUACUCGAGGGUUGUGCAUGCGGCGAAUCUGGAUGGAAAGGGGUAUGCUUUCCCCUACGAUGACGUGACGCCCGAUGGAGGUGCCGAUCAGUCGGGCGCAGUGAUGAGUGGGAACCCGCAGUUGUUUACUGUUGCGGUUGGUGGUUCUGGUGCGCAUACAUAGGAGUGUGCUUCAGUUACCCGCAACGCCGAGCUUGUGCAAAUGCGUGUGUUUACACUUUUGUAUAGUUGGAGUUGGAGGUCGUCUCGUCUUUUGUAAACUUGCUCUUCCCGGCGUAGACGUCUUGAUUAGGCAAACACCUACGAAUGAAUUGUGUUCAAAGCUACUUUAGUCUCUUACUACAACACUUCUAACGCCGUCUUUAUACCCUUCGCUUUUACCCCAUCCCUCGCAUCAAGCGCCUCCAAAAUCUCUUCCGCCAACCGAUCCGCUAGCCCAUGAUGAAAUACUGAAACGAG
Molecule: messenger RNA, 1640 nt
Organism: Mytilinidion resinicola
Lineage: Eukaryota; Fungi; Ascomycota; Dothideomycetes; Mytilinidiales; Mytilinidiaceae
Exons: 1
Coding region: 76-1344 (422 amino acids)
Source: RefSeq, a predicted model, not a curated record